This is a messenger RNA of Salmo salar (Atlantic salmon), 587 nucleotides long. NCBI's taxonomy places the organism in Eukaryota, Metazoa, Chordata, Actinopteri, Salmoniformes, Salmonidae. The record is from RefSeq and is a predicted model, not a curated record.
AUGGGCUGGACUGGCCUGGGACCCAAGGGCCAAGCUGUAUUCCCCUUGUACAGCGCAGGCGUGUGUGUAGCAGGGAACUGCCGCUCCUGUCCCUGUACCUACCGCAGUCUUCUCUCCUUGCGCACCUUCAUAAGUAGCAACUCCCUGGGGGCCGCCGGGUUCUGGCUGCUUGGGCCUGGGGCCACACUAGGGGGAGUGUAUGGCCCCACCAAUACUCGCCUAUGCUGCCACCUCGGAGUGCAGACCCCACCUCAGUGUGAGCUGGUGGUGGGAGGAGAGCCUCAGUGCUGGUCAGAGGGACACUGCCUCCUGGUGGAUGACUCCUUCCUGCACACUGUCUCCCACAAUGGGGUGGCAGAGGACGGGCCACGAGUGAUUUUCAGUGUGGACCUCUGGCAUCCAAAUGUGGCUGCAGCAGAAAGACAGGCCUUGGACUACAUUUUCUGCCCUGAACAAUGAACUACAACUCCCACUGUGCACAUGUUCUAGUUCCAUCCUUCUUUGAUAUGAGGGAAAGGUGCACAAACCUAGUCUCAAGGGCUGUGCUCUUCAAACUCAAUGUUCAUCCAGACCGAGUAUUACUGUGU